This is a messenger RNA of Schistocerca cancellata (South American locust), 5044 nucleotides long. It is a transcript of the gene by, whose product is annotated as tensin-1. The record is from RefSeq and is a predicted model, not a curated record. The transcript has 12 exons. Gene Ontology annotation, molecular function: protein binding. Lineage: Eukaryota; Metazoa; Arthropoda; Insecta; Orthoptera; Acrididae. Bases 117 to 2603 code for a protein of 828 amino acids.
GCGGCCAGUGCGACGACGGCUUCGGCGAGGGCGACAGCAUCCCGUACCACGCGCGCCAGGACUCGCGGCCCUUCACCUACGGCGCCAUCCCCGGCGGAGGCGGCAGCGCAGCCGGCAUGCUCGCCUCCCCCAGCCUCGUGCGCAAGGCCAGCUUCAAGGGUGGCGGCGGCGGGGGCGGCGGCGGUUCCCUCUCGGCCCCCGGCACCGCCUCCACGACGCCGACCGCCGCCGCGCCCCCGGGGAUGGUGGCGUCGUCGCCGGCGCCCGUCUCGCCCCCGGACAGCCUGUCCACGUCGGCCGCGUGGGACUACCGCUACAGCAACGGCGGCAGCAGCAGCAGCACCACGUCUCCGCGCUCGCCAGAGUUCCACGACGGUACGGUGGUGGGCAGCGGCAGCCUGACGUGGCUGCAGCGACAGCAGCAGAAGCUCCGGGAGAGGCGCGAGGGCCAGCGGCCGGCCCACGAGGCGCGCCUGCUCAACGAGCUGCGCAUCGUCCAGCACCGCACCACCACCACCACCACCAGCACCACCACCGCCAGCUCCAGCGACGCCGGCUACACCAGCGACCAUGCCGACCUCUGCACCCCGCUGCACAUCAACACUGCCGGCUCGCAGGCAGGGUCCCCAAGUGGUGGUGCACCCGCCCCCGGGCCACUGCCCCAGCAUCAGCAGCAGCACCUGCCACCCCCACAGAAAAGUGGAGGCAGUGCUCCUGCGUCACCACUGCUGCCCUCUAGGGCGUCAUCGCGCCGCCUGCACACCGCCGCUACUGGCUACAGCACCCUCGGCCGCCAGAAGUCCGACUCUUCUUUUGACCGCGAAAGGCCCUUCGUCGCAGUGAAGCGGGCUCACGAACAGACGCGGAAGUACACUUCAGAUACAACACAGAGUUCACCUAUGUCUCCACCCCACGAGCUUAUCAUAACCAGGCAGCGAGCGGAGUCAGAUUCAUCUGGACUGCUGACGACUGUGGACGGUCCCGGAAGUCGCGAAGUUCUUGUACAUCACCAGCAGCCACAACAGCAGCAGCACUCAGUGGGUAGUUCUGCAAACAACCAGGACCACUUGGCGGGUCUCAUCGCAUCACUAUCACUUGCUGGUGCUACAACCCCUCACACUAAUACCUGCACUUCUGCUUGGCACACGCAGAUGAGAGAAGAAAGCUUCUCUUCAUGGAGGACAACAUCAGUCAGUGAUGAGCCAGGCAGCCCCACUCAUUCAAGCAGCCCAAGGCCACAAACACCAGCAUUUCCUGUGCAUCCUCGUACACCUUAUGUUAACAACAGUUCACAGCAGUUUGAGAUGGCCUCCACAGCACCUGGCUUGCCUCCCAAGAGUCCAACUACACAGCGACGUUUGAGUUAUUCGGGAUCAUUUAAAAACCUGCGAAAGUGGCCUUCCAGUUCUUCUGUAUCUAGCAAGGACCGUUCUCCUUCGCCAGUGUCUGACCAUUCACAGACAGUGCACCAGCAGAACAUCAGCAUGAUAAGUAAUUCCAGCAGUGGUGUGAGCAGCAGCAGUCGCAUAAUCAAUGCUUAUCAAACAACACCACAUUCAUCUGGAUUUGUCUCUGAUGGCUACCUGCAGCAGAGCCCAAAAAAUUCUGCUGUUCUUAAUGGAAGCACUGGCCAGUCUUCACCCACUGUUUAUUAUGGCCAUUCAAGGAGAUCAUCACUGCAUUCAAACAGUGAACCACCACAGGAUGUAUCUCCAGCACAUGUUAAAUUUGUCAGAGAUACAUCACGUUUUUGGUACAAACCUACCAUCUCCAGGGAAGAAGCUAUUAACAUGUUGAAAGACCAGCCGCCAGGAACUUUUGUUGUACGUGAUUCCAAUUCAUUCCCUGGUGCCUUUGGACUGGCUUUGAAAGUUGCUACACCUCCACCGAAUGUACAAGGAAAGAGUUCCUCAUCAAGUGAUCCUGCUAGUGAAUUGGUGCGACACUUCCUCAUUGAACCAACAUCUCGUGGAGUGAGGCUCAAAGGAUGUAGCAAUGAACCUGUUUUCAGUUCACUUUCAGCACUGGUUUACCAGCACUCUCUCAUGCCUAUGGCUUUACCAUGCCGUCUGUUGUUGCCAGAGGGUGAUGGCUCAAGACUUACUGCUGAGAGUCCUGGAGCAGUUAGCAAUGCACAACUACUUUUAGCACAGGGUGCAGCUUGCAAUGUACUGUACCUGUUUUCGAUGGAUACAGAAUCACUAACAGGCCCUCAAGCAAUCAAAAAGACAGUACAACAACUUUUCACAAUGCAGCCUCUGCCACUGGCAACAGUUGUGCAUUUUAAAGUUUCUGGUCAAGGAAUUACACUGACAGAUAACAAGAGGCAGUUGUUCUUCAGGAGACAUUACCCAGUAAAUACUAUCUCGUACUGUGGCUUGGAUCCUGAUGACCACCGAUGGAGUCAAAAGAAUGAGGAGACAGGCAUGCCCAUUAGCUCCAAUCGAUGUUUUGGGUUUGUGGCACGUAAACAAGCAAGUAAAACAGAUAAUCAGUGCCACAUUUUUGCUGAACUGGAACCAGAACAACCAGCAUCUGCUAUCGUUAACUUUGUGUCAAAAGUAAUGAUGAAUUGUGGAAAUAUGAAAGCUAAUAUUGUGUGAUCAGUUUGAACAGAAUGUAUUUUUGAUUUUAUGUAAAGAACUGAAGAAAGAGUUCAACAUAAUCAUGUGCUCAGAUGCUGUGGAUUCAUACGCCUGAAGUUUGGAAACUUUGCACUGAACACACUGAUCCUACUGUCCUAUUACUUGAAACAGACUAAAGUGAAAUGAUACUGGAAGAGUAAAAGAAACAGUGACAUUUCCAGAACUAUGUAGGAUUUAAGAUGCUGCAUCAGUAGGAAGUAGUGAAACAGAUCUGCAAUACACAAAGAGUAUCACGUCUUGCUUCUCAAUCAGAGUGUUUUCAGGACUUUUUCACACUUUUAAAAGCAUAACAAGUUUAACAUAAUUUAUCAAUUUAGAAACAGUGAAAUGUAACCAAAAAACAUGAUUAUCUGACAAUGAAAAACUCAACAACGCAACACAAAGGAAAAUUUCUAUAUUAAUAGUGCAUCUUACUUCACGUGGCAUUUGAACACCAUAUUUUAUACAACAUAUCAGUGAAGAAAACAUAAAAUGUUUUUGGUAGAUUAUUUAAGCAUGUGUAUAAUCUGUUAAUAUGUAUAUACAUAUACUACCAAUUUUAAGAAAGUUGUUUUAUGAUUAAAAAUAUGAGUGACCUCAUUUGUGAACAUGAAAUUAAAAUAUUGUAGAUGAGUUGCAGCUUAAGAGAACUUCUUGCCAAACAUACAUAUAGAUAUGUAUUUAAUGCAAUAUAUCUUAUAAUAGAAAGCUGUUACAAUAUUUAUCGUUACUUUACCCUGCUUAGCAUACAGUAAUUGUAAAUGCUAGUACUUGUAAAUAACAUCUGAGUUGGUGCAUAAAGUAUACUUACACUAACAUGAGUCUAGUUGUAAAUAACACUCAUUUGUUUCCAUAAAAUUCCACAAAUAUGAGAUGUUUUUAUAUUGUUUAAAUAGGAAUGUAUUUUUAAAUGUAAGUAUAUAAUUUAGUGGGUUUUUCCCUCAAUCAAUUUAUUUUUGCUGUGGAUGACAAAUAAUUUCACAUUUCUGGAACAGUACAAGCUAUAAUUCUUUUUAGUUUCUUUGUCAUGUUGUUUGUUGUUGUUCUGGUAUGUUUGGCUGAAUGAUGGAUUUGAAAUGAGAGCAUAAAACUGGCUUUGGAAAUUUAUGUUGCAUGGUUCUGAUCAUUAAAAAGUAUGCUGGGUUUAUAAACCACACAAAUGAAGUUGCCUUAGAGAUGAUGAUUAAAUUGUUUCACUAGGAAAAUGUGGAACUACUAUUAAAUGUUAACACCAAUAAUUUUAUUUUUUAUAGAGAGUAUCUAACAAAUGGCAGAUUAUUGCUAACACUGUUGUCGUUUAUAUGUUGUUUACAAUAAUUUGUACUGCUACAUAAUUGUACUAAAGAACUUGUGUAGCAGUAACAUCUAAUGCAGUAGCUCCACAAAGAGCCAGGUUCAUAAAUUUAUCUCAAUAUUAUAUUGUCUUUGUCCACUGUUAUAUCCAGUGAUAGCAUGACAAUAGUGCGAUAUGAUGAAAUGGAUAGAUGUUUAAUCUUCCUUGGAUUUUAACUAAUGGUUAAACAAAAAAUUAAAAAUGUAAAUGCAGAAUGCAUGGAAUGUUACACACAUUAUGUUAAAAUAUUUUUUUUCUGUUACUGAUUUCUGAAAAUAUGAAUGAAGCUAGGCAUCAGUUAUAUAAUGAUGUGAUCAUAACAUGGAACAAUUCUUUUUUAAGAAACAAAAUUGCAUUGCUUUCCCUUUAUAACUGUUCCUCAUGUAUAAAAUAAAUGCUGUUAAUGCUUUGAAUUUUGUGUUUAGUUUUAGCCCUUAUCCUAAUUUGAGUAUUGUGGCACUAGAUGAGAAUUAUCAUGUAAUUGCAAAAGAGGGAAAUGUGACAGGUGAUCAACCUACAGAAUCACAGAGAUUAAUGCAACACUCAGUUGUUGAUGUAUGCUGGUGGCAUCUGAUGGCUUAAAAGCUCAAAUGAGCAAAUUUUGUAAUCGGAAGUACUUCUCGUUGUGCUAACCUGUUGACAAAACUUCGGCUUUCCUCUGCAAGCUUCCUCUAUUUUAUAGAUUUACACACUGAGAUAAUAAAGCGUAAAUGUAGUGAAAGAAAUCAAUAAGAAAAUUGUGAAAAACUGCAUAUCUUCUGGUGGCUCUUCAAAAGACUGCAUUCUCACUCUCUCUUCUGUUGAUAUAGUGUCUAAUAUUCAGUCUGUAAAAUGUUGGUAUCAUCUCAUAUUGGUGAGAACUCAUACAGUUUGAUUCCCUUGUUAUAAAGGCAUGGAUCACUAAAGAAAACAUUCUUAUUUGCCAUAUUUACUAAGCAUACCUGUUUUUCACUUACUUGUAUGCAUUUAUGACACAUCCAGUCAAUUUUUACUGCCUGCUUAAUUAUCAUUUGACUCAAUGACACAGUGAAAAAGAUCCCAUUUUGUGCAGGAGGCAAACAUUAUUCUGUUAUACACUGUUUUAUAU